ACGAAGCUGUAUUUUCUUCAGCUAUUCUUGGAAUGAUGAAGAAGUCAUUUAUAACAAUGAUGCUUCUAAUAUACUUGACCAUUCAGAGCAAUGCUACGGAGACAUCCACGUAUACGACAAAGUAUGAUGGAAUUGAUCUGGAUGAGAUACUUAGCAACGACCGUCUGCUGACUGGGUAUGUCAACUGUCUGAUGGAUCUUGGACCUUGCACGGCUGAUGGAAAAGAAUUAAAAAAGAACCUUCCGGAUGCUAUAGAGAAUGAUUGUAAGAAGUGUACUGAGCGACAGCGUGAGGGUGCUGACCGUGUCUGUCAUUACCUCAUCGACAAUAGACCCGAAGAAUGGACUAAACUCGAGGAGAAAUACAAAUCGGAUGGAAGUUACAGAGCUAAAUAUUUAGCUAGCAAGGAAGCCACAGAUGAGAAGGCAUCAAAUGUCACAAACUCCAAUGAAGAUACAAAUAAUGUUUCUAAAGAAUAAAUCUGACAGACACCAGGUGACGAUGAUGGAACUGCAAAUCACAAAGGAUUAGAUGAUAAUAAUUUUAAUAUGGAUGCCGCUAAUAUUCCUAAAUAAAUUUUGAGCACAGC
Molecule: messenger RNA, 589 nt
Organism: Spodoptera litura
Lineage: Eukaryota; Metazoa; Arthropoda; Insecta; Lepidoptera; Noctuidae
Gene: CSP12
Product: chemosensory protein 12
Source: RefSeq, a predicted model, not a curated record